Messenger RNA from Eruca vesicaria subsp. sativa (arugula), 627 nucleotides. NCBI's taxonomy places the organism in Eukaryota, Viridiplantae, Streptophyta, Magnoliopsida, Brassicales, Brassicaceae. The record is from the annotation of a GenBank genome assembly.
AUGACGGGUCUCCCCCCGCCUGACCCUGACCCUCCGCCGCUCUCGACAGUGGUGCCUCAGUUCGGUUCUUUUCCAUCUAACUCAAUUCCUUUCCAGAAUUCUCCUACUAUGGUUUCUGAUCCUGUAAGGAAUGGAGUUUCUUCUGUCUCGCUCGGCGAUAAGGUUUCGUCGGUGCAUCUCUCUGACCAAGGAGCAGCGGCUCAGAACCAAGCUCCGGUCUCCUCUCAGGGCGUUUCCGGUUCGUUGAAGUUCCCUGUUCAAGGCUCACAAUCUCAGUCGUCAGAUCUUGUUGUUGAUCCGACUGUGCCUGGUACAGCUCUGAUGGUGGAGAAAUCUGUUCCUGUGAAUUCCUCGGUACAUUCACAUGUUCCUGUGAGUUCCUCUAUGGCUAUAGAUGCUGUGAUUAUUACCAAGGGAUCAGGAAGUCAGUCUGAAGUUUCUGCUUCGCCCGUGCUGGAUAUUGUUGUUGCUAAUCCUCAGAAUUUAAUGGCUGCGCUUAUAUCUUCUGGGUCCUCUUCUCCGUCUAAUAGGAAAAAGAAGAAAAGGAAAUAUAGCUCACCACAGGCUCCGGUUACUAGUGAUAUUCUUCCGCUUGAGUGGAAGAAUAAUCACCAUCUAAAUCUAUAA